This is a messenger RNA of Coniophora puteana RWD-64-598 SS2, 2309 nucleotides long. RefSeq lists its product as uncharacterized. Bases 1 to 2307 code for a protein of 768 amino acids. The transcript has 3 exons. NCBI's taxonomy places the organism in Eukaryota, Fungi, Basidiomycota, Agaricomycetes, Boletales, Coniophoraceae. The record is from RefSeq and is a predicted model, not a curated record.
AUGCAUCUACGUUCCUUCUUGUCCUUUCUUUUUAUGACCUAUGGUCUCGCCUCUGGAUCCAACUCUCAUGAAUCUGCAUGGAAUGGACAUGUUUCUCCGGGUUCGGACGUUCCUGGCCGUUUCUAUCCAUAUUACGUCCCGCCUGGUGCAAAAAGCUAUGAUUCGUCUUCUCCACUGAUCCGCUACUCUGGUCACUGGAUGGACUCUUAUUCUGUACAGUUCGUCGACAGGACACUCCGCUGGACGUCUGCACCUCGUGCAUCGGCAAGCCUGACCUUUACUGGCACUGGUAUUGAGUGGUUCGGAAACAUGGAUCGCAUGCACGGUGUAGCUCGCGUUUACAUUGAUGGCAAGAGAGAUAGAGAUGUCAAUGCCUGGAGCCGAUCUUCUCACAAGCAACAGCGACUCUACUGGAAGUUUGGCCUACCUAAUGGAAAGCAUACCAUCAAAAUAGUGAAUACCGCACAUGGCCAUGGCAGACGCGGUCAUGCCGUCAUUGAUGUUGAUGCUUUUGUUGUAACCCAAGGCCCUGGGCCCCAGACCAAGCAAGAAGCCUUUGUAAUGAAUACCCUCGAGCGUCCAUCUGGAUCGUCAACCGAAGGAUCCUCAUGGCGCAUGACACAACAAGGGUCUACUGGAGUUGCAGCAAUGCAGCUUGCCAUCAUCUCAAGUUCUCACGCGCUAAUCAUCGAUAAAGUCGAGCAUAAUCCUUUGACAGUCGACGGCCAUCCAGCUUGGGCUGCCUUGUACAACCUUAAGACGCACGCAGUCCGACCGCUUCGAGUAGGAUCUAACUCCUUCUGUGCUGGGGGCUCUUUCCUUGGCAAUGGAACUUUGGUAAACGUCGGUGGCAAUCCUGUUGUUGAGGAUCAUACAUCAGCUGCAGACUUUGGUGACGUGGAUGGACUCCAAGCUAUCAGACUUUUCCAUCCUUGUCUAUCUGAGUCGGCGGGAGAGUGCGAAAUCUACGAAGAUCACGCUCGUGUCCGCAUGACCAGCCCUCGGUGGUAUCCUACGGUCUUGCGCAUUUCUGAUGGCAGCGCUAUGGUUAUCGGUGGGUCCAAGAAAGGCGGGUGGAUCAACAAUGCAACCGUCAAUAACCCAACCGUUGAGUACUGGCCCCCAAAAUCGAUUCACGGUUCGAAGGGAUUAUCGAUCCCCCUUCCUUUCCUCAUGGACACGCUGAAUUCCAAUCUGUUCCCCAUCGCUUUCGCUCUGCCAGACGAUAGGAUCUUCAUGGCAGCUAACCGUGACGCAAUGAUCUAUAGUUGGAGAGACAACAAAGAACAAAGGCUACCUCAGCUACCUAACGGUGUCCGGAUAACCUACCCCAUGGCAGGCACCAGCUUACUCUUGCCACUGUCUCCUUCCAACGAUUACACGCCUGAGGUUCUCCUUUGCGGUGGCUCCACCAUCGAUGACCAGAAAGCCAGCUACGAGAUCUCUUCUCAAGACUCUGCGUCAAACCAAUGCUCGCGAAUGGUUCUUUCUGACGAUGGGAUUGCCGCAGGGUGGGAAGUCGAAUUACUGCCCGAAGCCCGUGUCAUGCCCGACGCUGUCCUGCUUCCCACAGGACAAAUACUGAUCGUUAAUGGUGGAGGGACUGGUAUGGCAGGAUACGGCAAUGUCAUCGACAGAGUCGGCCAGUCUAACGCUGAUAAUCCUAUCCUCAGCCCUGUCCUUUACGAUCCGGCAGCGCCCAAGGGGCAGAGGUUCUCCUCUGCCGGUAUGCCCUCGAGUCUGAUCCCGAGGUUGUAUCACUCUGUGGCUACGCUGACUCCCAGUGGCGACAUCAUGAUUGCUGGAAGCAAUCCUAACCUCGACAGGAGUGAAAUCGCGUAUGGCACCGAGUAUCGAGUUGAGUGGAUCGCACCUCCUUACAUGUCACAAGCCCGCCCACGUAUCAUGAACCAUCCCGCUAAGCUUGAUUUUGGGGUGCACAUUGAGCUAGGGCUGCAGCUAGCCGUAGGCACUGGGCAGGCAAUUGAAGUGGCGCUAAUGGACCUGGGAUUUGUCACGCAUGGCGUACACGCUAACUCUCGCCUUGUCCGUCUGACUGCAAGUCUGCAGAAUGACGGGAAGACGUUAACCGUGAUAGGGCCUCCGAAUGCCAAAGUCUACCCUCCAGGACCUGGCUUUAUCUAUGUUCUGGUAGAUGGUGUGCCCAGCGCCGGGGUUCAGAUUAUGGUUGGAGACGGUACUGGGCCAGAAGUUGACCACGAGGCUUGGGAUAAUUUAUUGAGGAAGACCGCUGUGGAUCAAUACGAGGCUUCGAGAAAACAUACUGGAAAGAGGAAACAAGACUAACC